CAUUGCACAGAUAGGAAGAGAGGGAGGGGGAAGGAGAGAGAGGAGAGGGAGAGAGAGAGCGAUAGUCAGCACCCGUGAGAGGGGAACAAGAUUCAGCCGCGCGGAGAGAGAAGAGAAAAAAGCAGUAGCCAAACGAACAAAGGAAAACAUGGAUGUAACGGAAAAACGCUAUUUAAAACAAGCACAUGUACCGGAGAGGAUGUUUUGGUCGUCCUGCACAUAGUAGGGGGUAACUCAAGGACUCUUCCCCCUGUUUUUAAUGUUGCGCGUGGGGACGCAAGGAAAGCUUUCUCUAAUCCGUCUGCGGAUCCUGCCUGCUUGCGAUGGCUGUGGCGGUGCGAUGCUGUUACAGCAUAACUCAGAAUGUGCCUUUUACUUUUUAUUUGGUAAUUUUUGUACUCAGUGGCCUUACAAAUGCACAAAUACGAUACACCAUUCCGGAGGAGCUCGAGAAUGGGGCUGUGGUCGGCGACAUUGUUCGCGAUUUGGGUCUGGACCUGCAAAAGCUCUCCUCCCGACGCGUCAGAAUCACCUCGGACAGCGCACGGAGAUAUUUCAACAUAAAUCAUAAAAAUGGCAAGCUGUCGGUAAGUGACCGCAUCGACCGGGAGACGCUGUGUGAAUUCAGUGGCACCUGUUUGCUCAACCUAGAAGUGGGGGUUGAGAACCCGCUCGAGGUGCAUAAUGUGGAGGUGGAGAUUCUGGAUGCGAAUGACAACUCGCCACAGUUCCCCCGGGACGAGUACCAGCUGGAAAUCUCAGAGUCUGCCAUAACUGGGUCCCGGUUCCCCAUCGAGGGCGCGCAGGAUGCAGACGAAGGCUCCAACUCAGUUCGCCUCUACCGGCUCAGCAACAAUGAGCACCUCGCGCUGGACUCCAACAAGCCCGCGACAAAUAGCAAGAACAUCCAGCUCGUGCUCAAAAAGCCAUUUGACCGUGAGCAUACACCAUCUCAUCAGUUGAUACUGACUGCUGUCGAUGGAGGCACUCCGGCGCGCACAGGUACAGCCAAAAUCAACGUGCGUGUCCUGGAUUCCAACGACAACGUGCCUGUGUUCGACAACUCCGUGUACAAAGUGAAACUUUCGGAGAACUCGCCCAAGGGCGCUCUAGUGAUAAAGUUAAACGCCACAGACCGGGAUGAAGGCACAAACGGGGAGGUGUUUUACUCUUUUAGCAGUUACACCCCAGAGAGGGUGAGACAAAUGUUCUCCAUGGACACAGAUACAGGAGAGAUCAGAGUGAAGAAAAACAUAGACUAUGAGGAGACUAACUCCUAUGAGAUGUACAUACAAGCUAUGGACAGGGGUCCUUCUGCAGUGGUAGUCCACUGUAAAGUGGUGGUGGAGGUUUUGGAUGUGAAUGACAACAUUCCUGAAAUCGUGCUGUCAUCUCUUUCCAGCCCGGUCCGGGAGGAUGCCCGGGCUGACACCGUUGUGGCUCUGAUCAGUCUUAACGACCGGGACUCCGCCCAGAACAAACAGGUGACCCUGGAGAUCCAACCUGGUGUCCCCUUUAAGAUCAAGUCCUUCCGGAACCACUACACCUUGGUCACCGCUGCAUUCCUGGACCGAGAGACCAUCUCCACCUACAACGUCACAGUAACCGCCAUCGAUGGGGGAAUCCCAGCCCUGUCUUCACACAUGUCCAUUAAAGUUGACGUGGCCGAUGUCAAUGACAACCCUCCCCGCUUCGAACAGACUUCCUACACAGUGUACAUGACGGAGAAUAAUGCACCUGGCGCAUCGAUGUGCGUUGUAAAGGCAAUGGAUGCAGACGCUGGGGAGAACGCUCGCAUCACCUACACCGUCCUCAAUGACAACAACCACGGCAUCCCUGUGGCGAGCUACGUCAGCAUCAAACCCGACACGGGAGAGGCCUAUGCCCUGCGAGCCUUCGACUUUGAGAAGCUCAGAGAGUUCCACUUCCAGGUGAAAGCCCAGGAUGGUGGCGUGCCGCCCCUCAGCCGCGUAGCAACAGUCUACGUUUACAUCAUGGACCAGAACGACCACUCCCCCAGGGUAGUCCAUCCUCCAGCCAAUGGGACGCGGACCACCGAGACGCUGAUGAAGAAUGCAGAGGCGGGGGCUCUGGUGACCAAGGUGGUGGCGUGGGACGGGGACGCAGGUCAGAACGCCUGGCUGGUGUACGCCCUGGAGCAGACCACCUCUGAGCUGGACCUGUUUAAAGUCCACGAGCACACGGGGGAGAUCCGCACCAUGCGGCGUGUCAGCGAGGACAACUCCACCUCUUUCCUGCUGACCGUUCUGGUCCGUGACCAUGGCCUCCCGCCGCUUUCCUCCACCGCCACCAUCAAUGUGCACGUCAUGGAGCUGCCACCCAAGCUGACCCCUGACCCCAAACGCAUCAUCAGGCCUCACAGCCCGCUGCUGUUCUCCAACGUAACCCUCUACCUGAUCGUGGCCCUGAGCGCCACCACCUUUGUGUUCCUUGUCACCAUUGUGGUGCUGGCCAUCGUCCGCUGCCACGCCUACUGCACCCAGCCCGGCUCCUGCUCGCCCUGCUGUGUGUCCCAAAAGAGUGUCCCCGAGGGGGGCACCUCGGCUGGUGGGGGUGGAGGGUCAUUGGGUCGAGGUGGCGGUGGUGGGGGAGGUGGAGGAGGUCAGGGUCAACCCAACAACAACGUUGCUCUGCGGAGGGACCUGAAGGUUGAACCUCACUACAUCGAGGUGCGGGGGAACGGCUCCAUGACCAAAACGUACUGCUAUAAGACAUGUAUGACGGCCACGUCGGGGAGCGACACCUUCAUGUUCUAUAACACGGGCCGGCCCCACAGCGGCACCUGGAGCUCCGGGGGAUACGUCACCAGUCAGAGUGGACAGAGCCAGAUGUUUGUACGCAGGCUGAGCAUGCCAGAUGCAACCGCCAUACAGCCCAAGGUGCCGAAUUCAGACUGGCGUUACUCUGCCUCACUUAGGACUGGGAUGCAGAGCUCAGUGCACAUGGAGGAGUCGUCGGUGAUGCAGGGAGCCCAGGGGGUUAUGGUCCAGAACUGGCCGACCGUGUCUAGCGCCACCGGAGAUGCUGAGGGUGGAGAGACGUCCCCGCCCAUGGGAGCCGGAGUGGAUAGUAACAGCUGGCACUUCCGUUACGGUGCAGGCGGUCCCGGUGGGCCCCCCCAGCACCUGAAGCCUGGCGAGGUCCCCCCCGAAGCCUUUAUCAUCCCCGGAUCCCCCGCAAUCAUCUCAAUCCGCCAGCAGGGAGGAGAGGACGACAAGAGCGACUUCAUCACUUUCGGAAAGAAGGAGGAGGCCAAGAAGAAGAAGAAGAAGAAGAAGGAGAAGAAGGAUAAGAAGGAUAAGGGGAAGGAUGAUGACGAGUAGCGGAGGAGGAGGAAGAGGAAGAGAAGGAAAGGGAGCUGUUAAAACAGAGGUAGCAACCAAAGUCCACCUGGUAACAAAAAUACAAGUAUUUGAGACAACAGGUGAAAAGAGAGAUCCCCAGUUCAACUUCAUCAUCUCUGGCUCAGUAACACAGACAGGCAGACAAAGUCACACUGCCGUCCUCUGCUCAAUACCCACCCCUGGAACAAAGAUAAUAGCCCAGGUCUUUCUAACUCUCUCUGAUAAUAAUCUGGCCUUACUAAGAUUACUGUAGUUUAACGUCUCCUCCAAAUCCCUGUCUUGGGUAAUUGCUUAAUAAUCAUGCCUUGAUGAGAAAAAAAUGUUUUGAUGCAUUUUCCUCCAUGCCCCCUGGUGCCUGCCUAUACACCCUGAGCCAAAUCAUACCCUCCCACUCUUCUGAGCAAGGGAACAAGAGCUACUGUCUCCCCUUGCCCUCUGCUUUUCACCUUCUCUCCCACGGAUACGUUGGCACCUCGGUCUUACCCUUUCCCACCAUGUUGUAUAAUCUCUUUUCUUUGAAAGGAAAAUAAAAUCUGAGGAUGAGAAGAAAACAGCUCUGUGCCAGCCUCGGAAAAAGAACAAAAAAAGCAAAUGUCAAGAAGAAGAAAAGAAAGUAAAUCGAAGACACAGACAGCGCUUGAUGUUUAGAGCUGGACACUCACACUUGUAAAUAGCACAGGAGAGAGUCGCUAAAGCUGAGGCUAAAGGCUAACAUGACACUGCUGCUGCAGCUUCCUAUCGCGUUCUCUAUCUGUCAGUGUUCCCUGAGCCGGCAAGGAAAACAUGGCUGUCAAUGAUACACACAUACACGUUGACACACACACACUCACAAACAUGGACACUGAGAACACCUGAGACCUGGAGAGAGGUACAAAAUCUAGGAGCUGCCAACAAACCACAGCGAACAAAUAACAAUAUGUUUAAUACAAAACGCAAGCUUUUUCCCCAGCAGUACAGUCUCCUUAGCAGUACAGUCUCCUUAGCAGUGCACACGUGUACUGUAGAUCUAGCCUCUCAGGAUCGACACAGCUGCAUCCCCUGCAAUAACUCCUGGUUCGUCUGCUCAAUACUCUAUUCUGGGACAAUGAGAUCUCUCUCUCUCUCUCUCAAAGCAACCAACAGCUCAAUGAAAUCCCUCUCAGACAACAGCUCAAUGAGAUCCCUCUCUCUCAAAACAGCCAACAGCUCAAUGAGAUCCCUCUCUCUCAAAACAGCUCAAUGAGAUCCCUCUCUCACAAAACAGCCAACAGCUCAAUGAGAUCCCUCUCUCUCAAAGGAGUCAACAGCUCAAUGAGAUCCCUGUCUCUCAAAACAGCCAACAGCAAUGAGAUCCCUGUCUCUCAAAACAGCCAACAGCUCAAUGAGAUCCCUCUCUGUCAAACCAGCCAACAGCUCAAUGAGAUCCCUCUCUCUCAAAGGAGCCAACAGCUCAAUGAGAUCCCUGUCUCUCAAAACAGCCAACAGCUCAAUGAGAUCCCUCUCUGUCAAACCAGCCAACAGCUCAAUGAGAUCCCUCUCUCUCAAAGGAGCCAACAGCUCAAUGAGAUCCCUGUCUCUCAAAACAGCCAACAGCUCAAUGAGAUCCCUCUCUGUCAAAGCAGCCAACAGCUCAAUGAGAUCCCUCUCUCUCAAAGGAGCCAACAGCUCAAUGCGAAGACAGAGAAAGAGGGAAUGAGAGAAAGGAGGAACACUUCAGAUUAUCUUGAGAACAAAAGAGACGAGUCCAGCUGAGUUGGCCUGUGUUCCAGCUUGUUGAUCAGGGCUCAGUUGGAACCUUGUAGAAUAGCAGGAGUGUCUCUAGCUAAAGAUGAUCUCUCCCCUGCCAGUCAGCAAAAGCCUGAUGCUUUCUGCUCUGAAUGUUUGGUAGCAACCAUCCUUUACCUGAUACCCAACCUGAUCUCUAUCCUCCCCACUCCCCUGAGCUUUCCACCCUCAACCCCACACCACCCCUCCCUUCCCCCAACCACAGACUGCUUCUUCACGUGAUGAUGAUGAUGAUGACAUUUGUGAAUCUUUUUCUCUUUUUAUUUGUUCUUGGAGAAGAGCCACGAUUUCCUUCUCUGUUUUGUUAGCUUUAACUGAUCUGCAGUGCUUCUUCUUGUCCCCCCUGCCCUUCAUCUCUCUCUUUUUCUGGCCAUAGACCCCCCCCCCCCCCCUCUAACCCCCUGUUCAUUCAGGGUGAACUGGGAAGGCCUACUCUGAACCUUGUGGUGUGCUGGGAUCAGUAAUAUGUGUGAGGCCUGUAGAACCCAGUCGGUGCCGGUGGUCCAGUACUCUGUUAGCCAAUGUCAGAUGCCUCUAAGUGCAAAACGGUUGAGUGCUUUUAACUUGUGAAUACUACGCUGUUCAUUCCUGUUUUUGGUCACUGGCGAGAGGGGACGAGGUGGGAUGGGGACAGGGAUGGAGGUCUGGGGCAUGGUGCUGAGGGCUGUCCCUGUCCUCCAUGUUCCUGGGUAAACAUAUAUGGAAACAGUAAGUCACCCAUUGGCUUUUAUGUACACGAUAAAUGUAGAUUUAGACUUGCUUUUCAUACAUGGACUUUGCAUUAAUAAAUGCGAUGUGUAACCUGAUUAUUACAUUAUUAAUGACUAAAUACGAGCAUCUAAUGAUUCCUGCCCCACAGCUCUAUCCCACCAAUCCUCUUUCAGGAGGUUUUGUGAAGGGGUGGAGACAUGCUUCAGCCCUGCUUCUAUUGGUUCCUCCUUCCCUUGCCUGUAAGUUGUUGCCACACCCCCCAAGUUCUGCAGCUCAGUAUGACUUCACUCCACUAAAGUGGCUGCUGCAUGUAAGUCCCAAAGGAAACAUAGUAUAUAGAGAAAUAUAUAUAUAUAGAAAUAGAUGGUUAUGAUUUUAUUAUUUUGUACUAUCAUUUUACUUCAUGACUCGCAAAGGAGAUAUUUGUGUGUACCGUCUCUACCAUGCAUCUUGUGCAUAUAACAUCCUACACACUCCACAGUGGUGUUAUACGUUAACUUAACCUCUUAGAUAUUUGUAAAUGCUAUAGUGUGAUGGCCUUGAAUGCAACUCUGUUCAUUUUGUUUUACCAAAAUCAAAUUUUCGUUUUUGAGAACAAGCAAAAAAAAGGAAAUAAAAAAAAUAAAAAAAAUAUAAUAAUAAUAUGUUUUGUGUCCGGCUUUGACAUGAUGCUCUACCUAACACUAAUACUGUAAUUGAAAUAUGUAUGAUCCUGUGAUGAGCUAUAUUUUCCCUUCCACUCCCUUUCAACAGAUAAAAUGUAAAAAAAUGACAGAAAAAAAGUCCACUGUAAAAAUGGUAUAUGUAGUGUAUGCUUGUGUUUAGUGAGCGUUCACGCUGUCAUUCUUUAUUUAGAGUACGGUGGUGAACAAUGGUGGUGCUGUCCUGGUCUACUGGGCAGUACUGAUCUGUUGUAAAAAACUUUUUUUUGUACACCUGCUCAUCUACUAUGACUGUAAAAUGGUGAAAUUGCAUUUCUUUCCGUUGUUUUAUUUGCCCUAAAUGGAUACAGUGGUAAUGUGUUUUGUUUAUAAAUCACUCAAUAAAGUUUUCUUUCAUAAAAAUGAGA
Molecule: messenger RNA, 6909 nt
Organism: Oncorhynchus kisutch (coho salmon)
Lineage: Eukaryota; Metazoa; Chordata; Actinopteri; Salmoniformes; Salmonidae
Product: protocadherin alpha-C2-like
Exons: 4
Coding region: 324-3344 (1006 amino acids)
Biological process (GO): homophilic cell-cell adhesion
Cellular component (GO): plasma membrane
Molecular function (GO): calcium ion binding
Source: RefSeq, a predicted model, not a curated record